AUGAGUAAACAGGGCAGACCACAGGAUAUUCAGGGGCAAAGGUUACAAGAUUAACAAGUGACCACUUUUCUGAAGAAGGGUCUAGGCCCGAACCGUCAGCGUUCCUGCUGCGUUCAUCCGGCUCAACACCUUGUUCUCUCAGACCACGUGAGCGAACGAGUUUGGCGUGUUUGAGUCUGACUGGGAAAAAAGCCUUGAAAGUGCCGUUAAUGUUUUGCAUGGCGAGCUGCUGAAUACGAACCAGUCUCACACCAUUACCAUCUCCUUGCCCUUGUGAAAGCAGAUAUGGAUAAAGUUUUCCAAGCUGAUAGAAAAUUGAAAGCACUCACAUCCUGUGACGAUGAUUCUGAUGUUGGUUCCUGGAAAGCCUCCAUUGUUGGAGGACGAGAAGCCGUAUCCAAUUGAAGCAGCACAGGCUUCUGCAAUGACUGUGGAAACCACUGCUUAUGCCUUGCUUCAAGCAUUGUCAAGGAAUGAUAUCGACUAUGCAACACCGAUUGCGAGGUGGCUAACGAUGCAACAGAACUAUGGUGGUGGGUUUCACUCGACGCAGGUCCUUAUGGGAACAGGAAAAAUGACAAGCUGGAAAAUUUUGCAAGUAAUCUUUGGGCCAGCCUGGAAUCUUCCCAUCCUCUGGCCAUGACCUUGUGACCCUGCUUGGAGGUUGUAGUUACAGUUUCAGAAGUGAU
Messenger RNA from Stegostoma tigrinum, 689 nucleotides. Its product is annotated as complement C5-like. The transcript is spliced from 4 exons. The coding region runs from base 341 to 643 and encodes 100 amino acids. The record is from RefSeq and is a predicted model, not a curated record. NCBI's taxonomy places the organism in Eukaryota, Metazoa, Chordata, Chondrichthyes, Orectolobiformes, Stegostomatidae.